Molecule: messenger RNA, 969 nt
Organism: Menidia menidia (Atlantic silverside)
Lineage: Eukaryota; Metazoa; Chordata; Actinopteri; Atheriniformes; Atherinopsidae
Source: the annotation of a GenBank genome assembly
AUGGAGUUGCAGGGCAGGGAUAAAACAGUCUCAGAACUUGUGGAGAAACUUCAUGCUUUUCUAAGAAAGCUCUCACUCUUCUCUGCUGAUCUUUGUCCUGGGAAGAUGCUCCACUUCCCCAUAUUAAGGAAAUCUGGUCUGCAAAUUACUGAGGUGAUGUCAGGCUUUAUUGACUCACUGAAAAACAACUUUUCCACCAGGUUUGAUGAUUUCAGCAUCUCCAGCGAAGUGGUGAGAUAUGUUAAGGACCCUUUCUGUGUGAAUGUUGAGACAGACUUUGCAUUGAAAGGAAAGGAGCUAGUACCAUCAUUGGAUGAAGGUUUUUUACAACUGGAACUCAUUGACAUUCAGUCGUCAGAUGACUUGCGACAGCAUUUACGGCUGAGAACCAGAACCCAAGCCCCCCAGCAGAGGCCCCACCCCUGCACCCGAGCGGGCCAGACAGCCCGGUGGUCAGCCCACAACCCGGUGGUCAGCCCACACCCCGGUGGUCAGGCCACCUCCCAGUGGUCAGCCCACACCCUGGCCCCACUGACUCAGUUCCCCAAGAGCCAUGGCGUGUCAAAAGACAGAAAACCCCAGAGCCAGAUCCCACCACAGCCACAGUCAUCCAACACUCCUGGUCAUUACACGCCGUAUCGACUGGCUGACCAACCGCUGGCAGGAGAAGCCCCAAACGGACAGAAUGAAUGCAUCAAAGGGCCCUUUUCCAUCCUCCAGUUUUAUGUCGUGAUGAAGAACAACGUGACCGGUCUUCAUGAGCCCUCUGCUCUGUCCAAGCAGCGACUCCACAUUUCUCUACUCACCCUCCUUCAGAGGGAUUACAGCUUCCUGAGAGACAUCAACAUCUGGCAUCCCUUCGUCACCGUGGGGGUUUAUUCCUCCACGCUCUCCGCCGCCAUGAGCAACCUGAUCGGAGCCUCCCGGAUCCUGUACGCCCUGGCCAGGGAUGACCUAUUCGGUGGGUAG